GAGGUGACGCAAAGGGGCGGGGCCUCGCGUCCGGAGGACGGAGGACGGUGGUGCGGACGCAGCAUGUCGGCUGUGACCCGGUUGGCGCCUCUGGCUCGCGUCGGAGGCCGCCUCUUCCGAGGUAGAGGCGCGCUGGCGGCUGCAGGCGGUGGAGUCCGUCAUGCUGGUGGCGGUGUCCAUAUACACCCCCGAUACAGACAGUUUCCCCAGCUGACCAGGUCCCAGGUGCUGCAGGGUGAGUUCUUCAGCGCACUCAUGUGGUUUUGGAUUCUCUGGCGCUUUUGGCAUGACUCGGACGCUGUGCUGGGUCACUUUACAUAUCCUGAUCCUUCCCAGUGGACAGAUGAAGAAUUGGGUAUCCUUCCUGAUGAGGAGGAUUGAAAGUAUAAACUCAAGCCUUUUGAAGAAGGAACCAAGUGAGAAAUUCCAAGGAAGUAUGGACUUAAUGUUGUACACUAAAGUUGUAAAUUAAAAAAGGCUUGGCCAAGAAUGAG
Messenger RNA from Dipodomys spectabilis (banner-tailed kangaroo rat), 494 nucleotides. It is a transcript of the gene Ndufb2, whose product is annotated as NADH:ubiquinone oxidoreductase subunit B2. Gene Ontology annotation, cellular component: mitochondrial inner membrane. The transcript has 4 exons. The record is from RefSeq and is a predicted model, not a curated record. Lineage: Eukaryota; Metazoa; Chordata; Mammalia; Rodentia; Heteromyidae. Bases 64 to 381 code for a protein of 105 amino acids.